Molecule: messenger RNA, 4591 nt
Organism: Bradysia coprophila
Lineage: Eukaryota; Metazoa; Arthropoda; Insecta; Diptera; Sciaridae
Product: putative ATP-dependent RNA helicase spindle-E
Cellular component (GO): intracellular anatomical structure
Molecular function (GO): RNA binding; helicase activity; ATP binding
Source: RefSeq, a predicted model, not a curated record
UUCAGGUUUGGUGAGUUUGGUAAAAACGCCUGGAGAGCAAACAAUAAUAAACAACGUAAACAACUUUCCACAUAACAUAGUUGCAUAUUCCGCAAAUGAUUUGCUGCAUUUCUAUUUACUUUGUGACAAGUUUGGUAAAGUCAAAUGCUAGGACAACCUUCGCCAUUUCAAUUUGAACAUUUUCUCAGCCUAAGCUGUCGCUCUUAUAUUAACGAAACCAAGCCCAUCUCAAUAAAUUUGCAAAUAUGGCCGAACUGAACAGCUUUUUCAGCUUGAAGACGGAUAUUAAGAGAGAACCAGGCCCAUCUGGAUAUGUAUCCUCAAGGCGAAUUCCUAAAGCUGAACCUAUCCAACCCGUCAAGCGAAACUUCGUUGGCACGGAAUAUGGCGAAGAGGAGCGCAGAGCUGAAUUGGAUAAUAUGAAAAAAUUCGCCGAAUUCGAGUCUACAGCUAAACGACGCAAAUACCAAUCAGAUGAAGAAAGCAGUAAUGAAGGUGCAUCAACUAUUGCGACGAUGGACCGUAUUGACGACGUGUACAAUCGCUACGAUUUCACCAGAACGUUACCGGACCUACCUAUCAUCGAAAUGAAGGAUCUUAUUCUGGAGACAAUUAAAGCAAAUCCAGUUGUUAUUUUAGAAGGGGCAACUGGUUGCGGAAAGAGUACUCAGGUUCCACAAUUUAUAUUAGACGAUGGGUUUAAGAGGAAGAAAAGUGUGAAUAUAAUCGUGACACAACCGAGACGAAUUGCAGCUAUAUCUAUUGCCAACAGAGUUGCGAAAGAGCGAGGUCUACCAAAUUUGCCACAUUUGAUUGGCUAUCAGAUUGGACUCAGCGUAAAAACGAACGCCGACACACGCAUUACGUUUUGCACGACUGGCGUUCUGUUGGAGAAAUUAGUUGCCUGUGGGACGUUGUCCAAUUAUACCCACAUUAUUCUGGAUGAAGUUCAUGAACGAAGCCAAGACAUGGAUUUUCUGUUCAUUGUAAUCAAGAAAUUGUGGCUAACGGCUCCGAACGUUAGAAUCAUUUUGAUGUCGGCUACAAUUGAAGCUGCUGAGUUCGCAGCUUACUUUAGUAACUACUCCGGAGGCCCUAACAAUGAACAAAAACCUGCUCCAAUAAUCAAAGUCGACAAAAAAACAAACUUUCAGGUCCAAUCAUUCACCUUAGACGAUCUCUCCAAAAUAAUUAUCGACAAGAGUAUAACGUUCGAACUUAGUAAUCCGGAAAUGAAAGAGGAAAUGUACCUGACAGCCCUUCGGUUGAUAAUCAUUUUUGAUCGAAUCGAUAACACAGACGAAUUACGACUGAACAAAAAGCCGACCAUUUUGAUAUUUCUACCCGGCUAUUAUGAGAUCGGUUAUAUGGGCAAACUCAUAGCGGAAUAUGCCAGAAUUCUACAGGAGGACCCAAUCGUCGUACUUUUACAUUCAAUGAUUACACACGAAGAGCAGGCGAGAGCGAUGAAAACACCACCGGCUGAUAAAAGAAUGAUCAUUUUAGCGACAAAUAUUGCAGAAAGUUCGAUUACGGUUCCGGAUGUUAAAUAUGUUAUCGACUUUUGCUUAACGAAACACAACAUAAUCGAUACAACCACCAAUAUAACCUCAUUACAAUUGGCAUGGUGUUCACGAAGCAGUUGCCGUCAACGUGCUGGACGCACUGGCCGUACAAUGAAUGGCCGUGUCUAUCGCUUGGUUCCAAAAGAUUUCUAUGAGAAUCAAAUGGACGAAACUAGCAAACCGGAAAUGGUGCGAUGUCCGUUGGAAAAGGUUGUACUUAAAGCGAAACAGCUCAAUAUGGGAUCGCCGUGCACAGUGAUUGCGUGGGCAAUGGAUCGACCGACCAAGUAUGAUAUUGAAAAUACGAUACUGUUGCUGAAGGAAGCUGGUGCAAUGUUGCGUACUGCGGAGGGUCAUCAUUCGGAUGAUGAUGGGGAUAUUACACUGAUCGGACAUGUGAUGACGGCACUGCCCGUUGACUUUCUUAUUGCUAAGCUGAUAGUGCUUGGAUUUUGUUUUAAUGUCUUGUCGGAGUGCAUUAUCAUUGGUGCCGGUCUCACUACCAAAAGCAUUUUUCAGCAAGGAACCAAGAAUGUCGUCCGAUUCUAUUCGAAAAAAAUGGUUUGGUCCGACGGUUCUGGCAGUGAUCUGUUUGCAAUCCUGAAAGCGUACAACGCAUAUGCCGAUCGUAUAAAAAAGCAACAAGAAAUUAAGAAUUGGGCGGAUCGCUAUUACCUGAACGAAAGGUCAUUAAGUGAAAUGUCAGAUUUGAUUAAGGAUAUCAAAGAACGUUUGGAUCGGUUCGGCAUCAAAGACAAUGAGGAGACGAACAGAACGAAUUGGACCUCGACCGAAAAGUCGUUAAUAUUGAAAGUGGUCAUUGCGGGAGCAUUCUAUCCCAAUUAUUUCGUCCAUUCAUCGUCAGAAAUGGAACAGCGGGAAAUAUCUCGUGUCCUCAACGGUCGUGAUCCGUCGAAUACAGUAUACUUUACAGGCUUCCCGGAGAAGUACAUUCGUCCUUUGUACGUUAAAUCGAUAACUAAGCUGAUGAGUCCCUGCACAAAUUUGCGGGAAAACAUACAGGUCAGCUUCGACGAAGGAACCGAAAAAGUUUUCGUUUCGUUCAACCAAACAAGAAUGUCGAUAGAAGCGAAUACAGAUGCUGAUCUCAAUGUUGUUGAAAUGGGUCCGGAGGAAACGUGCAUUGAAGUGUACAAAGCACUGAAAUUGAAAAAGUCCUCAAAGCAGUUGGUGCUUCGUGUUAUGCAUCCCUUUGAUGCACAGAAAUUUGCCGAAGAAAUGGGUGUUGGUUCGUUGGUCCAAGGCAAGUGGAUAUGCAAGAAGAAAACAAUCGAAAAUAUCGAAAUGCUCUGUCUACCGCGAAAGGAUGUGAGAAGAGUGAAGGGAAAAAUUACUCAUUACGACACCAAUUUCAACCGCUUCUGGUUUCGUUCUUCUGAAGAGGAGAAAUAUUUCCGCGUCAUACAAUCGGAACUGAAUUCAUCGAAAGAUAUUGAAGAAUUCCAGACUUACGAUGAUAUCGAAAUUGGGCAAGUAGUUGCUGCGUUUUACGACGGAGUGUACAAUCGUGCUAAAGUGUUGUUAGCUAUUGAAGGAGCUGACACCGUUCUAUACCAUGUAAUGUUGCUGGACAUUGGCUCGGACGUUAUGGUGGAAUUCAGUGAAUUGCGACGGUUACGUGGUGUGUCUGCACAGUACACGGACAUACCACCACGCGUUUUCGAAUGUCGCUUAGCAUUUAUCCAACCAUCUGAAAUGCAUUCGCAUCGAUACGAAUGGCAGUCCAUAAUGGCUGAAUUUCAAAAAUUAAUUUCCGACGAAAUAACAACCGUCGAGAUUUACUCCGUGGAGAGGGGUGUCGCCAGCGUUUCCAUCUACAUAGACGAUCAAACCGUGCAAAACUUUUUAAUCGGUGAAGGAUUUGCCCGUGCGACGGACGAAAAUUUCAUGUCAAAAUUGGACCACGAUCAGAGGAUUAAAAAACAGAAAGAAAUUGGUGGCCGGUAUGACGACGAAUGUGAUGCGAUGGAAGAAGAAAUGCGAAAAAUGAUGCCCAUCGAAGAGGCAUGCGAAACAGAAGAACCAAAUAUGUCGACGAGACACAUUACUGUGACAUUAAACGGACCGAAAAGUCCGUUGGAAUGCGAAUUAUCUUCUAGCUUGCAUCAGUCAAAAUAUCAAUCGAAACACGUUAUCGUUGAUACGCAUUCUGUGAAUUCGAUUUUGCUGAAAGCUAACCCUCAGGAUACAUUCGAGAAGUAUGUGGUUGCUGCUAGCGUAACUCAAAGCCAAAGAGAAAGUAAAUUGACCGUUCAUGAAACAUCGCUUAUGCCAAGUAUUCCCGGUUUUGGACCUCUAAUGGCAUUGCUAUUCAGUCCGUAUUGUGAAUUCUUCCGCGACAGUUACAAGUCACGGUACACUGCUAUCCUUUGCGGCUUGGGCGAACAUCCGAGCACUAAGCAACCAAUUUACGGUGAACAUGAUGCCGUUUUCAAUUUAGAUGUGGAAAUUGAUUCGACCGACAUCGAAACAAUCAAUCGAUGUCGUGUUAUUAUGGAUACGUUUCUGCAAAUGAAACCUGACCAAAAGCAGCCAAAAGUGAUGGAAUGGAAUCGUCAUGAUCUAACUUCGAAGAUAAAGACUGAAAUUCUGUCACUUCUCGAAAAACAACGUCCACUUAUGGGAAUCUCUUAUAACUCUGACAUGCGAUGGUCAAAAUAUCAUCCCAACGACUUGAUUAGAGCCAAGAGUGUAUUCCCAUUAACGGCCAUAUUUCCCACCCACAACAUUCUCAGUUUAGCUGCCGCAGACUCGCCGGACCGACUGUACUAUCAUCAUGAUUUAGUUGAAAAUAACAAAGAGUUGCAUCAAACGUCUAAGUCAGAUGUAGCCUUGAGACGUCCUGUAAACUGUAGAUUAUGUCUAAUGGAAUUGGAUACCGUUGCGGAUUUGAAGAUUCAUCUGUAUUCCCGUCUCCAUUCAGAACGUGAAAAGAAAAUUCUGUCGGGACAUUGAAAUUAUUUUAAGAAUUUUUUUGCUUGAAAUAUAACUGUUGGACAACUCAA